UCUGACUGCGGAAUGCGGUUCAUUCAUUUCAGUUUACUGAAAGCACAUGAACAUAAACACAAGCCCUCCGCCGAAAGGCCCUUCCGCUGCUCUGAAUGCGGGGCGUGUUUUACUACAAAAGGUAAUUUUAAAUUUCACCAGCUGACGCACAACCGGGGAAAGAGACCUUACCGCUGCUCUGAGUGUGGGAACUGUUUCUCUCAUCCGGUGUAUCUGAAGAAUCACCAGAAAAGGCACAGUAAAGAGAAGUCUGUUGUCUGCGACCUGUGUGGAAAGACCUUCAACCAUCCUGAUGACUUCAGAAUUCACAUGAAGAUACACCGAGGAGUGAAACUGCACAACUGCUCCGACUGCGGCAGCAGCUUCAUAUUCCGCCGCCGUUUAAUAACACACCAACGUGUGCAUACUGGAGAGAUGCCUUAUGUCUGCAAUCACUGUGGGAGGAGGUUUUCGCUGUCUCGUACUCUGGUGAAUCACCAGCGAACGCACACGGGGGAAAAACCUUACCACUGUUCUUUCUGCGGGAAGAGCUUCAGUCGGUCACAAAACCUAGCUGCACACAAGAGAACUCAUACUGGAGAGAAGCCUCAUGCUUGUGAUCAAUGUGGGAAGAAGUUUUCCCGAACCGACGCGCUGGCUGUACACAAACGCACCCACACCGGAGAGAAGCCUUACAGCUGUGAUAUAUGCAGGGAGAGGUUCACCUAUUUAGUAGCCAUGUUGAAACAUAAGAAAGGACAUGGUCAUCUUGCAGGUGAUGUACUCUGUGCUGAACAGCCUUAGAAUGAUCGAAGCUCUAUGAAUAGACUUUAUUGUCCAUUGUUUAACUUUUAGACUAAAGGGAUUUGUCUUUUUGCUUACAAUCUACCCAUCUAGAGAGGGAGAGAGAGAGAGACACAAGCACACACGGUGGCAGGUAGCCUAGCGGUUAGAGCUUAGGGCCUGUAACCGAAAAGUCACUUGUUCUAAUCCUCGAGCCGACAAGGCAAAAAAUCUGUUGCUGUGCCAUUGAGCAAGGCACCUAACCCUAAUUGCUCCUGGGUCGCCGCUGAUCAUGGCUGACCCUGGCCGCGACUCCACUCUCCGAUGGCGUCUCAGGGGAAGUUGUGAUAUGCAAAAAACAAGUGACCAAUUCACACGUGUAUAUAAGACACACUUGUACAUGUGAAAUAAGGACAAUAUAAACACCAAAUUAUUAUUAUUAUUAUUGUUGCAGACACACACACAUGGGUUGGGAGCAGAGCUUUGUAUGAGAGUGGUUACUUAGGGUUACGUUUGCUCAGCCCCGUCCCACAGCUGCCAGUGGACUGAAACACAAAGCCAGGAUUGUGGCUUUAAACUGCCUGAAAUUACAGGGUUCUGUACAUACAUUCAGUAUCUGACAGGGAGACCUAACCUCUGCUCUUCUAGUACUGGGGUGGAGUUUCCCAUAGCUACAGAUCUAUAUAGGAUCAGCUUCUUCUCCACAAAUCCAAGCCUUAAAGCCCCUGUCAGUCUUUGUAAUUUUACACUAUGAGGUCGAAAUAACACUCUGAAAUUGUGAAAAUUAUGAUAAUGCCCAUUUUGUGUGAGUGCAUUUUAUUUAUUUAUCAAAAUGCGUUUUUGGGCAGAAAUGCCUUCUGGAACAUGUGAACUUUCAUGUGCCUUAAUAGCAAACUUGUAUUCCAUCCAUAAAUAUGAAUAAAAUUGUUAAAUUACUAGCCUAGUUGGUUUAACCACGGAAAAAGUCAGGAACCUUCCCGCUAGCCAUGAUUGUCUGAGAUAAUGGAUGGGCUGGACAUGCUGGGAGAUGAGUGUGGAUUGGUCUGCCAUGUAGCAUGCUUCUGUCUAUAACGUGAGAUGUUCAGUAUGUGUUGAUAGUCCUUUCUACCGUGCCGUUUUUGAAAGAUAUAACGUUAGCCAUCGAGGACUACAAAAGUUUUGCUACUUUUCUCAACAACAUUAAUGCCCUGAAUUUAGCAGGCGCUAUCGACAAAUCAGUUGGAAAAAGUGAUGGGCUACUUUCUGCACACGCCACGGUCAGUGUGAACCAGUGACUUGACACAACGCUGGCCAAACAAGAUGUAGUUACAAAUAAAAGGGAGUUAAUGGUUCCAGUCUGCCGUGAAGCGUUCAUCUAUAUAUACGGGUAAGAGUCUAGCUCCAUUUUCAGAUACAAGUUUCUAAUUUUGUCAGAAAGUCGCUUUAUUGCCAGUUAAAGGUUAGUUAGCUAGCGAACGAUAGCUUGCUGGCUCUCUAGCUAACGUUCCGUGUAUGAUCUGUGUCGUAACAUUAUUCGAAUCAGAAAACCAUUUGCAUUGCUAGGUAUAGCCUAAUGUUAGCUAGCUAACAUUGAACCUAGUUUGUGAGCUUUAGCUACCUGCCGAUUCAUACCACAGCUAGAUACAUGUCUGAACAAAAGACUCCACUUCAACCGGAUUAUUUAACGACACGUCAAAUUAGCCAGGUGUGUCUGGGGGAGAUUAUGGCCAUCUAUUGUAUUUCAUGAACAUGUGUACAUGUCUAGACAAUAGGGACCCAUCCACUUAGCUAGAUGUGGCUGGGGGAGUGGUUUAGCAUUUCUUUCACAUGACCCAUCAAUUUAGAUAAAUGUGUCGGGUAAGCGUCAUCUAACAAUUACAAAAUAUGUAAAAAAAAAUAUAUAUAUAUAUAUAUAUAUCUGGACACUUCCUGUUUUUGAUAUUGCUACUAUGCAAGUAACCAUUUCACUGUACCGUUUACACCUUCUGUAUGCUGUGCAUGUGACAAAUAAACUUUAAUUUGAUAUAGCGUGUGUUUAGGACAUGGCCCACUCAUCCUUUAUAAAGAGCACACAGUGCCACCUACAGAACAGAAACAGAUUAACUGACAAAAGCAUUUCCAACGAACUCCCCUCGGUUGAGUUAUAUACAGUUAUUUAAAAAAUAUGCAUAUAUAUUAAAACAUCUUGCAUAUCUUAAUUUAUUUCCACAAUUAACAAAUAAUAUGCAUAAUAAAGUUGGCAGUUCAUACGAAGGAUUGUUACCUAUAAUCUUUAGUGUAAGGGAACCAAUGUUAUUUUGUCUUAACUACGUCUGUUGAUUUGUAAUUGUGUGUUAUGCUAAUCUGAUGGUAGUGCAAGUGAUGUGCAAUGUGAUGGUUGAUGCUGCCUCUCUCAUUGCUACAGUAAUAUUGGUUUACACCUCAAAUGUUGCAUUGAUAUCGACUGUUUGCAGAUAUGACCUGUAUUUACUGUUUGUCUGAUGUUCUCAUUCAUUAACAAAGAACUUCAGUUCGUUUCAGAAUGGGUGGCGAGGAAUAAGUUAGUCCUAAAUAUUUCAAAAACUAAAAGCAAUGUAUUUUGGACAAAUCAUUCACUAUACCCUAAACCUCAACUAAGUCUUGUAAUAAAUAAAUGUGGAAAUUGAGCAAGUU
Salvelinus fontinalis (brook trout) is the source of this 3393-nucleotide messenger RNA. Its product is annotated as gastrula zinc finger protein XlCGF7.1-like. The record is from RefSeq and is a predicted model, not a curated record. NCBI's taxonomy places the organism in Eukaryota, Metazoa, Chordata, Actinopteri, Salmoniformes, Salmonidae. Gene Ontology annotation, molecular function: DNA-binding transcription factor activity; RNA polymerase II cis-regulatory region sequence-specific DNA binding. The transcript has a single exon. The coding region runs from base 13 to 783 and encodes 256 amino acids. Gene Ontology annotation, biological process: regulation of transcription by RNA polymerase II.